AUGUCUACGCAGUUGGAGAUAGAUAGCGGCUCGUCGUAUUCCUCAGAUGAAGCUGAAUCAAGUAAUGAUGUGGUUAUAUACCGACAUACUGCGUAAGAAAAUUAUGAAUUCAAUAGAAAAUGUAUUUUUAAUGACCGUUUAGUGAAGUUCGUUUGGAUAUGGACAACGAAGAAGUCGCUCAGAUAGUUUUGAAAGCGCUAGAAGUUGAUAAGGAGCCGAAAAGAAGCGGCGCUGUCCGUCAUUUAUCUCAAGAUGGAAAAUUUCUUAUUUUGUAAGUCUUUUUUAUCGAAAAACUUAGCGAAAAUUGGAAAUUUGUAGAAAAGUUCAAAGUAAGGAUAGGAAAUCGUUGCAAAAGUCGAUAUCGAACACUAUUGACAUGUGCGAAUUGUCGCGGUCGGCCGUCUCCCUUGCCUUUUCGAAGCCCGGGAUCGGAUCCAAGCGGCCCUAUAAACCAUGA
Molecule: messenger RNA, 457 nt
Organism: Caenorhabditis auriculariae
Lineage: Eukaryota; Metazoa; Nematoda; Chromadorea; Rhabditida; Rhabditidae
Source: the annotation of a GenBank genome assembly